Molecule: messenger RNA, 825 nt
Organism: Miscanthus lutarioriparius
Lineage: Eukaryota; Viridiplantae; Streptophyta; Magnoliopsida; Poales; Poaceae
Source: the annotation of a GenBank genome assembly
AUGGCAGACACUGGUGACGUCGCCGCCGUAGCUGCUGCUGCCGCCGCCGCCGCCGAGGCAUCGGCGCGGCCGGCGGGCAACGCCCAGCCGCUGGCGGGGCGCGUGGCGAUCGUGACGGGCGCGUCGCGGGGCAUCGGCCGCGCCAUCGCGACGCACCUGUCCUCCCUGGGCGCGAGCGUGGUGCUGGGGUACGCGUCGCGCGCCGACGAGGCGGACGCGCUGGCGGCGUCGCUCCCGCGCGAGGUGGCCGUGCGGGCGGACGUCUCGGACGAGGCCGGCGCGCGGUCGCUCUUCGACGCGGCGGAGUCGGCGUUCGGCGGCGGCGCGCACAUCCUGGUGGCCAACGCCGGGGUGAUGGACGACACGUACCCCGCCGUGGCCGACACCACCACCGAGGCCUUCGACUGCGUGCUCGCCGUGAACCUGCGCGGCGCGUUCCUGUGCCUCCGGGAGGCGGCCAACCGCCUCCCACGCGGCGGCGGCGGGCGGAUCGUGGCCGUGACGUCGUCCGUAGUGGGGAGCCUCCCGCCGCGGUACGCGGCGUACACGGCGUCCAAGGCGGCCGUGGAAGCGCUGGUGCGGACGAUGGCCAAGGAGCUCAGGGGCACCCGCGUCACGGCCAACUGCGUCGCGCCGGGGGCCACGGCCACGGACAUGUUCUUCGACGGCAAGAGCGAGGACAUGGUGCGGCGCGCCGUGGAGAUUUGCCCGAUGGAGAGGCUCGGGGAGCCCGGCGACAUCGCGCCGGUGGUCGGGUUCCUCUGCACCGACGCCGCCGAGUGGGUCAACGGCCAGGUCAUCCGCGCCAACGGCGGCUAUGUGUGA